GAAUACGCGUAUAUGCUAUCGUAUACGACAGGCCACUUAUUAGUUUAUUCUGUUUGACUUUUGAAUGGUUAAACUCUUGCUUCCUGAUUGUUUAAUGAACUCCUUGCCAUAUAUCUAUUUGUCAUCAGUCCACUGCUUGAAGAAGGGACACCAAGAACAACCUCAGUAUUUGUUUGAAUUGUUGUCUUAAAGUUAGUUGUUGUUCUGGUUGUGGUCCAUAAUAGUAUGAUUAAUAAUGGAACCAAGGGAGAUUUUAUUGAUAACUCGUAUGUGAAUAACGCGGUUCAGGAGCAGAAACUGAGUACAACAUCUACAGGUGAAACCGGAAAGGGUUACAUGGAGAUGGAGGGAAGAGUUUAUUCAGAUUUGUAUAGAAAUUCGAGUGAAGAUAUGUUCAUACGAACGUUAAUGGAGAGCUCGGUUGGCAUGCCAUCACCGACCAUGGAGAUGCUUGGUUUCAAGAAUCUUUCUAAUAAUUUCCGUGCAGAUAGUGAGGAGCUUUUCAAGAACUGGCUAACCACUGCAGAGAAUCCAACAAGCUUAGUUCAUAAUCGUUCUCGACAAUUAUCACGGAUGAUGCUUACUGAUCAAGCGACUUUGUCGAAUCACCAAAAUGGGGGUUCCAUUGAACAGAGAAAAAGCAACGAGAAUCUGCCACCACAAAGUUCUAUGGAAGUCGGUGAAUCCUCAAAUGACAGUUCCAUUAGGAAUGUGGCAGAAAGGGGGUUGCAGGCUAGCAACUUAUACUUGGCUAAGGCAUGGUUUCAUAGCUCUCAACCAAUGACGAGAAGUCGUUCCUCCGAAUUAAGGAGGAGGUAUGUUGCAAUGCAAAACUCUCAAACAGCAAUAGGUAUGGAAGCAAUGCAUAAUGCAUCAGGGAGUCGAGUCAACCAACUAAAACAAGAAUCAGCCAACCAUAACUCUUUCAACGAGGCUUCUUUAUACGAUAUUCCCAACCAAUUAGACGGGUUCAUGCCCCAUUCUAACUCAUCUUCAUCUAUUGACAAGGUUUCUUCUGUCGUAAGCAUGCUAAAGGGUACCUUAGAACGCAAGAAACUUAGCAACCAUAUUGCAAAAGAAGCGGUUGAAGAUGGUUCUUUAGGUUAUUAUAACGGUCAACAUGUCUUUGACUAUUCAAAUCUGAAUCACAUGAAUGAAAUUCACGAUUUUGAGGUACAAGAAACAGUUCAAGAUCCAAGGUUGUUUCAGACAGUUCAAGGGCCUUUAGAUGCUGACCUGGAUAAUUUUGUGGCCCCCACUAAUCAGAUUCAGAUGAGUUUUGCAUCUAGAGAACCUUCACAAAGUGAAUCAUCUGCCGCCGCACCUGUAAUAUCAAGCGGUUUUGAUGUAUGUGAUGGCCCCACCAACUCAGGUCAAGCACCUACUAAAGGUACAGAUACAAAGGAACAAAUGCAUGAUAAUCUUCAAGAGGACCGCAAGCAGAGGAAAAAUUUAAUUCGGUUUGGAUCAGUAACAUCGGCUGCCUCAGUGGACAGCAGGGAUCCUACAAAGAAACGUAGGGUGGAACGAUCACGGAAAAUGGCAGAAGCAAAGGGAAGAACUCAAACCCCUGCAACUUCAUCAGACAUGCAGUCUAUGCUGAAGCGAUGUGAAAAUCUUGAGAAGGAAGUGCGAUCGCUUAAACUUAAUUUGGCUUUCAUGAAUAGGAAGGAUUCUGAACAAACUAAGCAGAUCGAAGAACUCCAAAAGCAGAACGAGGAGAUGAGAGAUGAAAAGGAACGCCUUUUAGAAGAGAUCGAAAGGAUUUUAUCUGAACCAGAUAAGAUGUGAUAUGAAUGUUGUCAGGAUUGCUAUCUAACAUCUAUGCACAACUAAUAUUUACAUUUACUAUAUGCUCGUAGAUCAUAUUUGCAUAUGUGAGUUUUUUUUUAUACACUUACAUACAUAUUUAGAUAAUGA
Molecule: messenger RNA, 1920 nt
Organism: Helianthus annuus (common sunflower)
Lineage: Eukaryota; Viridiplantae; Streptophyta; Magnoliopsida; Asterales; Asteraceae
Product: protein CYCLOPS
Exons: 11
Coding region: 226-1791 (521 amino acids)
Biological process (GO): arbuscular mycorrhizal association
Cellular component (GO): nucleus
Molecular function (GO): sequence-specific DNA binding
Source: RefSeq, a predicted model, not a curated record